CGGGCCGAGCCGGGCCGAGCGGCGAGCGCCCGUGCGGCGCGGUCCCGCGGCGGCCGUGAGGGAGCGGGGUGAGGGAGCGGGCAGCGCUCCGGGGCUUCCCCCGCCGGCGGAGCGCCCUUUGCCGCCUGUAGAGGAGGCAAGAGCGGUUUACGGCGCGGCGCACCCCCUCCUGGUGUCCCUCGCUCUGCGGUGAGGGGUGGAAAUGAAACGGGAGUUUUAAACUUAAAGGACUCAUCAUGGAAGACUCAGAAGGACCUCAAUUCAGCUCAUUGGAAGAGGAAACCAGAUACUGGAAGGAGUUGGCUACGAAAUACAAGCAGUGUGCUGAGAAUACACAGGAGGAAUUGCGUGAAUUCCAAGAAGGGAGUAGAGAGUAUGAAGCUGAACUGGAGACUCAGCUGCAGCAAACAGAAUCCAGAAACAGAGACCUUCUGUCGGAAAACAAUCGUCUGCGGCUGGAGCUUGAGUCAGUUAAGGAAAAGAUUGAAAUGCAGCAUUCGGAGGGAUACAGGCAAAUCUCUGCGCUGGAAGAUGACUUGGCCCAGACAAAAGCUAUUAAAGAUCAACUUCAGAAAUACAUUCGAGAACUCGAGCAAGCAAAUGAUGACUUGGAAAGAGCAAAGAGAGCUACUAUAAUGUCUCUGGAAGAUUUUGAACAGCGUUUAAACCAGGCUAUCGAAAGGAAUGCUUUUCUGGAAAGUGAACUGGAUGAGAAAGAAAACCUUCUGGAGUCUGUGCAGCGCCUGAAAGAUGAAGCUAGAGAUCUACGACAAGAGCUUGCAGUGCAGCAGAAACAGGAGAAACCCAAAACACCGAUGCGAGCUACCCUGGAAACAGAAAGGACAGACACUGCAGUUCAAGCAUCCUUAUCUGUGCCUUCAACUCCCUUGCUGCACCGGGCACCCAACAUCCACAUACCCACCCCUGCAACAUUUAGAAGAGGUCUUGAAGACAGUUUUGGUGCAACCCCUCUCACACCUGCUGCAAGAAUAUCUGCACUUAACAUUGUGGGAGACUUGCUGCGAAAAGUGGGGGCUUUGGAGUCCAAACUUGCGUCUUGCCGAAACUUUGUGUACGACCAGUCUCCAAACAGAACCACGGUGUCCAUGUGCAUGAACAGAGAUGUCCUUGAAACACGCCUGAGUCCUCAUCAGCCUCUGUGUGAUACAGGGUUAGUGAAACGCCUGGAGUUUGGAACACGGCCUUCAAACAUUCCAGGACCAAUGAGCCAUCCCUCACAAAGUGUUGUCAAGAUGCUGCUAUGAAAAUCCUGGCUGGCUUUGGAAAAGGAAAAAAAUAAAUAUAUAUUUUAAAUGUCAGUUUUAAAGAGAAUAUCAAUGAGCAAUCAGGCAGCAGUCUCAGGGUAGGUGAGAACUCAAGAAUCUGCAACUGGCAGCGGCCUCCUGUGGCCAUACCCAGUCUGGUGCUUCAGCCAAGUUCUGUGGGUAGUAUGAUAAAGCAGUGCUGCCUAGCAAAGCAGGACUUGAAUUGCUUCCUACAUCAGCUGCUGUAAAUAACUCCUUGAAAGUUGCUUCUUCUGACACUACCAGUCAAAGCCAUUUUCCCUCUACCUACAGCAGCAACAGCAUUCCCUAUGCAACUCCUCAGGGUUUGGCUUUCGGUGUUAAUUAUAGCACCAUGGUGUUCUGGCUUAAAAGUUGGUUGUGGUGGUUGUCUAUGAUGGGUGCUGUACGCUGUAAUCACCUGAAUUACAGAAGUGGUUUUAUGUGGAGAAAGGUGUAUUUCUGCAGGGAAGCUGCUCAGGUCUUUGUGGAAUGUUUGCUGGUCAGAAUCUUCCUAUACAAAACCCCGUCUCUAUAGUGGUAAUAUAGUUUUGUAAGCAAUGAUUGGCCAUUAAGAAUGAAUCAUGCGUAAAGAUGAGGAAUGCUUAGUGCUUAGAGUACUCGGAAGGUCCCAGAGUUAACAGCAAGGUAGGAGACUUUGGACUGGCUUAUCAUGUAGACCUCUUUUUUUUUUUUUUUUUUUUUUUCUCCAUAUUGUCAGCCAUACAUCCUGGCUAUUGUAGGAAGCGAGAGACCUGAUUAAGUUCCUAGUUCUAACAUCUUAAUAGGUGGGCUUUACUGCUUUCCAAAUCUUCCUUUAUUAAUGUGCCUUGGGUGUUAAUGAUUUUUGUCUUGUUUUAUUUUCUAUGAAAAUAUAGCUUUCAGCUGUUACUAAUUUAGAAAUUGUUUUUUAACCUGAAAAGUUCUUUAUGCUAGACAAGUGUAUAUAAGUAGAAAAAUAUUUAUAAAUCCGUUUUUCCCUGUAGCAUACGACUGCAUUUUGGUUUGUUUUUUAAAUGGAGUAGGUUCACUCACAGUAUUAAUAUACCUUAUGGAAGCCUGUAUUUGCAGAAAUAAUCGUGACUGAACAAUUUUUAUGGUUUGUUUGUGGGGGUGGGGAGAGCUUACUUGAAAAAAGAAUGCAUUGUUGGGUUUGUUUUUUUGGUUUUAUUUUGGUUUAGGAAAAUGCUGUGAAAAUGGCCACUGAUGCAUCUAUUUCUCUGGAACAGGAAAUAACCACAGAUCAUUCCCAUUAUUCAGGCCAUAUACAAAGUUGGCUUAACUGGGGAGCAGAAUAAAGCUUAUUUUGAAUGCUG
Falco peregrinus (peregrine falcon) is the source of this 2599-nucleotide messenger RNA. RefSeq names its product nudE neurodevelopment protein 1 (gene NDE1). Gene Ontology annotation, cellular component: centrosome; kinetochore; kinesin complex. Gene Ontology annotation, molecular function: microtubule binding. The coding region runs from base 237 to 1265 and encodes 342 amino acids. Lineage: Eukaryota; Metazoa; Chordata; Aves; Falconiformes; Falconidae. Gene Ontology annotation, biological process: microtubule nucleation; mitotic centrosome separation; chromosome segregation. The record is from RefSeq and is a predicted model, not a curated record. The transcript has 9 exons.